This is a messenger RNA of Hyposmocoma kahamanoa, 7206 nucleotides long. RefSeq names its product zinc finger protein 729-like. Bases 58 to 4998 code for a protein of 1646 amino acids. Gene Ontology annotation, molecular function: zinc ion binding. The transcript is spliced from 6 exons. Lineage: Eukaryota; Metazoa; Arthropoda; Insecta; Lepidoptera; Cosmopterigidae. Gene Ontology annotation, cellular component: nucleus. The record is from RefSeq and is a predicted model, not a curated record.
GAUGCCGGCAAGCAAGAUAUGAUGUUAUCGUGAAGAAGUUUUUCAAGACAAAUCAAUAUGGCCCUCAAAUUGGGAAAAUGCAGGCUUUGUCUGAAGCUUGGAGACUUUUACUCCAUCUUCACAAUGGACAACGCUUUGCAGCUUUCCGAAAUGGCGAUGGAAUGUGCUCGGAUUAAGAUCUAUGAUGGAGAUGGUCUUCCAGAUAAAAUCUGCUCGGAAUGCGUGCAGAAGUUGAGCAGUGCGUAUAUUUUCAAACAGCAGUGCGAGCGAUCUGACGCUGAAUUGCGGCGGAACUACAUACCCCCGCCAGGUUUCAGCGUAACUCCACCUCCGCCUAACAGACAAAGCAGCGACUCUGCCUUUUCUUCAUCUCAUACCGAUUUUUCUCAUCAAUCCAAACCUUCAGCUGAGAAGGUCAUCCUCGCAAGCAGAGAACGAAAACGGAGCCACGAAAGUGUCGACGAUGCCUCCGUCAGCAGCCGAUCUCACGACGAUCAACCUACCAUGUCUAAACGUGUAAAAGAAUUACGAAAGUCACAGAAGAAACCUCAUCACCAGUCUCCAAAUACAUCCAUCAUAGACUCUGAUUAUGAAGACAACAGCAUGUCUCAUUUUUCUGCAGAAACCGAUUCUGAUGAACCCCUUAUACACAGUUACAAAUGCAAAUACUGCAGUAAAGAGUUUAAAUCUGGUAUAAGCCUUAGUAACCAUUUGAGAAUGCAUACCAAAGAAAAAAACUUAGCGGAAAAUACAGUUGUGGAUACCCCAAAGAAAAGUGUGGGAGAUGCCAAUGACUCUGAAGAUAAAUUGAGUUGCGACAAAUGCUCCAAAACUUUCAAGUUGAAGAUAAUGUUAAAACGACACCAAGAGUCUUGUAAUAAAACUGCUCAAGUCUCACCUCAAAAAGAGUUGCUUAUUUCGUUAGAACCUAUUGAUUCCGUGUUUCCUCCAAAGCCAUUAGAACAAAGCAAGAAACUGGAAUGUGAAAUGUGUACUACGCGCUUUAAAACUGUUGAAAAUCUAGAGAAACAUAUGAGAGUAAUUCAUGCAGCAGUUCUUAAGAAAGCAAGGUCAAGCUUAGAAAAAAAAUCUGAUGGAAAGAUAAGUUUUCCAUGCUUAUACUGCCGCAUGACUUUUGACGAUUAUUAUGUCCAUAGCGCGCAUUUCGCAGCCUGUCCGAAGAAAGAUGAAACCAUACCCCUUCAAUGUCCUAUAUGCGAUAGAGUCAUGUCCAAGAAGAGUUCUUAUUUUGUCCACAUAAAAACUAUGCAUUUUUGGCCCCGCGAUACUACAACUGUUGCUGAGACAAAAGAAACAUUCGAUUGUCGAAUGUGUAGUAAAAAACUAGCCUCUCAAGAUCUAUUGGUAACUCACUUGGCUGCUCAUAUGUCCAAUAUUGAUGAUGAUGCAGCUGAUAACAUCUCCAGACCAAGCACAAUUGAUGAUACAGUAUCAAACCAUUCCGACUAUUCAAGUUCUGUAGUGUCAAGUGGACCUCAUAAAUGCACUCAUUGCGAAAAAGCAUUCAAGUACAAGAAAGCGCUGCAAACGCAUCUUAUGAUGAAGCACAGUGUGGAAGAUGUUGAAGUAAAAACUGAACCACCCGACAAACCUACUACUAGUCUACAAAAUAAUUUGUAUAAAGAAUCCGAAUCUGACUCCAGUCCCGGAGAAGGUGAUGACCUGACUUGCGAUAUCUGUGAAAAACAGUUUUCUUACAAGCGCUUAUUACUUCAUCAUAAACGCACGAAACAUAAUAUGAGCUCCGGUACGAAAAGAGCAAAAAUCAAUCUAAAAGAUUGCAUGGUUCGCUGUCUGAUAUGCGAUGUAGAAAUGAAAGUGUCAAACAUAAACGAGCAUAACCAGAAACAUCUGUCAAUGAACAUCAAACCGCGAAACAUGUAUACUUGCGCGGAAUGCAGUGAACAAUUCAAGAGUUGUAGUGGCCUUGCGAACCACAUCAAGCUAAUUCACAGGCUAAAGCAACAGCCGCCGCAAAAGCAGCAGCCUCAGCAGUUCGAGGGAGCAGAUCUGGCGGAUUUUUGUGAAGUCGUUGUGACGAAAGCGGAACCCCUGGACGCGAUCCAGAGUCACAACGGCUUUGGUGAGGUUCCGCUGACAGAAGGUGGCCCGCUUGUCGACCUAGCCGGAUUUACAUGCCACAUCUGCGGAAAAAAACUAAAAACACUCAUAUCGCUUAAGCGCCACGUCAACUGGCAUACAAAUGUCGGGAACAACAUAGAAAAAAUCACGGAGUGCUUCGUGUGUAAGGAGAAAUUCCGGUUCCAACGCCACUACAAAUUGCACAUGCGCGAGCACUACACGGAUACGAAUCUAGACCCUGUGCAUCUAACUUGCGCUAUCUGUGGUCGCCGAAGCAAACAUCUUCGCGCUGCACAGGCGCAUAUGAAUUUCCAUAAACAAACUCGCUUCAAGAACAAAGACUACCAAUGCUCCAUAUGCAAGAGGAUCUUUCAGUACAGAAAGGUGUAUCUCGCCCAUAUGGCUAUACACUAUAAGAGAGGGGAGGGUCAAGACGCUAUUGUCGGCGAUCGACCUCUUCAAUCCAACAAUACAGUCAGCAAUGAUGGGACCUAUAAAUGCCCACAGUGCGGUAAACUAUGUGAUUCUGAAAAUUCUCUUAAGUGCCAUGUUCGCUGGCACACCUCUAAAUCCUCCCUGUAUGGCUCGAGGCAUGAGUGCACAAUUUGCCAGCUCCAAUUCACUAACAAGAGAAGGCUAGAAAUCCACACAAGAGGUCAUUAUGAGGAUGAAAAUGGACCUUAUAAAUGUACUGUGUGUGGUAAAGGAUACAUUGAUGAAGAUUACUUUAGGAGGCAUGUUAAAGGUCACAAUUUUGAUCACCAAAGCCAUAAAAAUCGUAUAGAGAAAUUAAGAAAAAAUAAGGUGAAAUGCCCUAUUUGUUCAAGAUUUUAUCCAGACUUAGUGAAACUCAUACGCCAUUUGAGGAGAUCUCAUCCUGAAAGUAAAAUGAUUAAGGAAGAUCCCGAUGCCCCACCGCAACGUUAUUACUCUUGCAAGUUAUGUGCAAAAGUGUUCUUGGACGAGCGGAGAUUCCAGCACCAUGAGGAAGCUCACCUAAGGAAGCCACAAUUCUUCAAAUGCAAAUUUUGCGGGAUAAAAACCAUGUCACUAAAAAGUCAUCGUGUGCAUGUCCACCAAAAACAUAUGACUGUCAAAUACUUGGAUAACCCACUGAAAUGUCCUUAUUGCGAAGAGAAAUUCAUCCGAGGCUACUUACUUCAGCACCAUAUUCGUGACGUGCACGAUAUUGAUGAAACUUGGAUAGCCGGGCCUUCAGAACAACCGCUUGGGCCAUUGAAAGAAUUUCAAUGUUCUGUGUGCCUCAAAGUGCUGGCCUCGAAAGGAAAUUUUGAACGACAUCUCGAUUAUCAUAAUUCACUACGAUGCAAUUACUGUUUUGACUACUUCAGCUCUCUGAAAUUCUUAGAAGGUCAUUUGGCAUUUAGCUGUGAAAAGAAGAAACUGAUUGGUAAUACGGAACCCUUUACUAAGAACAUCAAAUGCAACAUUUGUUACAAAGCAUUCCAUCUCCAAGUGAAACUUGAUUGCCAUUUGUUCACACAACAUAACAUUAAAGUGUCAAAAGAGGCAGAGGAAGGAAAACAGGAUCAUUUGUGUGAUUAUUGUUUCAAAGUUUUUGAGAACAAGCAUGCCCUAGAAAGCCAUAAAGUUUACCACCGUACUAUUGGCUACUUUGGGUGUAUUUACUGCAACAGAAAAUUUAACACCUUAGUUUUAUUUAACAAACAUAAAACAAGCCAUCUCUACAGGCUUCACUCUGACGACCCGGUUAAAUGUGAACAUUGCGAUGAAACUUUUGUCUUGUUCAAAGACAUGAUCGAUCAUAUGAAAGACGUACAUGGAGACGACAAAGAUUGGGUAGUUAUGCCCAAAGAAUCUAUAGAGGAAACUUGUCAUUUAUGCAAGAAGACGUUCUAUAAUCUUCAUCGGCAUUUAGCGUAUCACGAGGAGAAUCGUUGCAAGAAGUGUGGCGAAUAUUUCUUUUCACGAAUAGAUUGCGAUAAUCAUCUUUGUGCGAUUGAGAGCGACGAUGAAGUGACCGAAAAAGCUAAUGAUAUCCGGCCUAAAUACGAAGAGUGCACAUUUUGCUUCAAGCCGAUAACUAGGAAGAGCACCAAAAAAUUACAUGAUAACUUACACAGUGUAUCAGGAGCGAUUUCGUGCCGCUUUUGUCCACUUAAAUUUAAAACAAUGGAUGCGUUCAACAUUCACGCAUUUUCACACAGAAGCAGAAAGUAUAACAACAAACCUAUAAAGUGUAGAAUUUGUCGUGAAAAGUUUAUACGCUAUGGACCUUUUGUAAAGCACAUGAAAACUGCACAUAAAUCGAAGAAAAAAAUGCACUAUCGCGCUAGAGUUAAGCACGAACGUUGCGUUGUUUGCGGCGACUAUUUCCCGAAUUUACACAAUCACUAUCGCAGUCAUUUGCAAAACCAAUGCCAGUUAUGUUCCAAAUACUUUACGUCUGUAAAGGUAUUUUCUCAACAUGACUGCAACAAAGAGGACUCUGAUCCAUCCAAAGUGUUUACUAGUGAUGAAAAUUUGCCAGCCCUUAUUAAAUCUUAUAUUCCUAAGGAUGAUAAAGAUGAUGAGAAGUUUUAUGGUUACACUGACGACGAGGAAGAUGAAGAAGAAAACAAUUUUGCUGAUAAUGAUGAGAGUCAGAACUCUGCUGACAUUGAAAACAUGGUCGUCCAGCCUUUUAUAAUAUCGGAUGUGCUGUCUCUUUACGAAAAGAAAGAAGAACUAAUUGCAAUGUAUCAAAAUAAGGAUGAUGAUAGUAAGAAGAAAGAAGAAAUAAACAAAGCUAAGAAAUCUGAUGGGAACAAAGACAAUGGGCCGGAGAGUGAUGACGACGUCGUGAAUUUAUCGGACGAUGACGCUGUAGACGUGACAAGCAUUUGCCCCGUUAUUACUAUAGACGAUGAUUAAAACUUAAUUUUUGGGAACACCGCCUAAACACCACUAUAGGUCGAGUGAUAAUUCUGAAUAUGAUAACUCCCUGACUGUGAGUCGGCUGGUUUGCGCUAUUAUUCUAGUUUGGAUUUUAAAUAUUAUUGUGUAGGGCUUUUAAAAUGUCUCCUAAAUUUUUUAAUAGUAAAGAAUAAUUGAGACGAAGUUUGGCCGUAAGUUCCAUAAUUUUUUCCAAAGCAAAAGUAAUGUAUAGAAAUAACAUUUUGGAAUGAAAAAUUCUAUAUCAUGUUUAUUACAGAUUAAUUGUUGUUGUAUAAUACUUGUAAUAUUGCACUAAAAGCAUUUCAGUGUUUCUGAAUUUAAUUAUUUCGUGUUAAUUUUUGUUUAUUUGCACCUGGAUAUCUUUAAUGUUGAUUUUUAUUUUUUUUAUCUAAGAGCAAGUUAAGCGAGUGAUAGUUUAUGUAUAAGUUUAAUGAUUAUUUUAAUUCCAUUUUGUAAAUAAUUUCUUGGAACUUCACCAGCUAAAGGGCUGCCAUUUGUAUUUUAAUGCCAUAUUUGCAAACUAGCAGUAGUGUAAAAUGCUUUGCGUAACGUGUUUCUUUAAGACUAGAUAUUUUAUAGACAGUGUUUAAAGGUACAUUUACUAAGUGCCAUUUAGCAUGUCAAUAGCGAUCAUUUCCCCCUUCCUACCACAGUAUACGUUAUUGUGAAAACGAUACAUGCCAUAGUGUUAUCGUUGGCGUAUCGUGGUAGAAGUCAACCUUGAUGUACAAACGUCAGUUACAUAACGACGUCUGGCAAAGUAUAACAAAGCAAACUAAUAAAACAAAUGAAUAAAACGAAUUAACAAAACAACGAAAUUUAAAUGAAUAUUCCUGAAACUCGACCGAUCGCAAGUGCAUAGGGAUCGACGAUCGGUCGCUGUCGAAUUAUGACUUCGGGAUGAGACUCAAGGUCAAUGACCGCUAUUGACAUGAUAAAUGGCACAAACUAUAGCAUGUAUGUUAUUAUUCUAUCUUAGUCAUGUAGGUGAUCGUUUCUCUAUGUGCUUUUAAUGAUGAUAAGUAUUAAACUCCAUUAUGUAACGAUUUCAUCGUACAUACUGAAAAGUGUUUUGUAUUUAUGCUUCCAUUUUAUUUUAGAAAGUUCAAGAAAAGAUGGGUUAGAAUUUCAGCCUGAUCGCAUAUAUUUGUGUUUUGACAGGAAAUUCUGAAAACAUUUUUAUGAUCUUGCAUGAAGAACAAAACUCCUACAUAAAGAGACCAUUUCUUUGAUAAUAGUAAUAUUAAAUUUAAUUAACAGACUGCCUUGUAUUACAACUGACAAAGCUGUAGUAUAAACAUAGUGUUAAGAAUGCCAAACAUAAAAUAAACUUUUAUAUUUGUAAUUCUUAUUACAUUCUUCAAAAUUUUUAAAGAGUUUAUUAUUAAACUUUAACUUUAUAGUGACCGUUGUCAUUACCGAUGUUACUUCACAAAUUUGUAUGGCAAAUUUUACAACGCCCCUAGCAGUCAUAAGGAGAAGUAUCAUUUUGUAUCCAAAAUAUUUACGGGAUCACUAGUGACUAUAGUUACUGUAAAUUCUUGUUAGGUCCCCAGAAUGCCAAUAGUAAAUUACUUGGUCAAUUUAUGGUAUUAUUGUGUGUGAUCUACGAGUACUUGUUAUUUAUACUCGGCUAUAGAUUAUUUAUAUUAAUCCACUAUGUAUGUAAACUAUAUACUAGGCAUUUGAAAAUCUCUGUAAUUUGGGAUCUGAUUAUUUUGAAUUUAUCAUUAGAUAUAAGACUUGCAUUUAAAUGUCAACUAUGUGAGUACGCUAAAUAAUGAAUAUACUUAUAAUAAAUUAAAAAUUAGUUAAUUAUGCAUUUGUUUGAUCAAAAUCUACAUAAAUAUGUCCUUUUGUGCUUGUCAUAGACAUAUUUUAAUUAUAUUAUUCAAAUGCUAUGAUUAAAAUACUUCUCCAAUGGAUAAUUACCCACGUUAUCGUACAAUUUAGAACGAAUCGCAUUCCGUAAAAUUAUUGUACUAUUGUAAGGAUGAUAAGAUCGAUAAUAAAAUAGAGCGAUUGUACUGUCAAAAACACCAUCAUAUUAUCCUCCCGAACACGUAAUUCGAGCUACCUUAUAUUUUCAGUAUUAACGUCAUUCCAUAAGUCCUUGUUAAAAAUUUGGCUUUGUAAAACCGGGGAAAACUUUUCUUCGAUGAUAACAAUAUUUUUUGUUAACCC